ACGCUAACACAAGCGGCUUCUUCGUCAGGAACAACAACGUCAACCCUUUCUUUUUCCAUUUCCCGCCAGGCCGUUCGUUACCCGCGCGCACGAAAAUGGCCAUGGAUCAAGCGUAUCCCCAAGAGCUCGCCUCGGCGGGCCGCUGGAGGGCCAAGCUCGGGUCGCGCAUCGCCGCCGCCCUCCUCUGGAUGGUGGCCCUGAUCCUCCUCGGCAAGCCCGCCAGCAGCGGCAACUACGUGCCCAUCCUCAUACUAUGUGCGCCGGCCGGCGCGUCGUUCCUGUGGGACGUCGCAGAGACCAUCUGCCUGCUCGUCCGCCACAACCGCCGAGGCAUCCCCCCGGGCGCCUGUGUCGGCGUCGACCUCAUCCUGCUGCUCGGAUCCGUCAUCGUCAUCGUCUUCACGUCGGUGCUUUGGACGGCGUGGACCAACGAGGAAUACCCCAGGGAUCAGAAGAUGGCGGACGAGGUGCGAGGCUUUACUACGGGUGCCCUCGUCCUGGGAAGUCUUGCGACGUGAGCAUCCUCGAGUCCGCCGGCCCGCGGCUGAGUGAUUUUCCAGCGCUAAUAUCAUGGUGGACAGGAUCAUCCGCUUCGGCCUGUUUGUGACGGCGUGCGUCGAAACGCACAAGUACAACAAGGCCGUCAAGCGGGCGUUUGCCGCCACCGCCAAAGCGCAGGAUGUUUGAGUGCAGAUUUCGAUGGCAGCGAUACAUACCAAAUGGCGAGGGGGUUGAUGCGCCAUCAUGGUGAUUACUGCACAUGAUACAGCGUGAUAAUGUGUAAUACGAAGCGAGACACGGUCGCUACCAUCAUAGAUACGACGAAUACAUGUAUGCGCCA
Purpureocillium takamizusanense is the source of this 841-nucleotide messenger RNA. RefSeq lists its product as uncharacterized. The record is from RefSeq and is a predicted model, not a curated record. Bases 96 to 518 code for a protein of 140 amino acids. NCBI's taxonomy places the organism in Eukaryota, Fungi, Ascomycota, Sordariomycetes, Hypocreales, Ophiocordycipitaceae. The transcript is spliced from 2 exons.